Messenger RNA from Microplitis mediator, 3047 nucleotides. RefSeq lists its product as uncharacterized. The transcript is spliced from 2 exons. NCBI's taxonomy places the organism in Eukaryota, Metazoa, Arthropoda, Insecta, Hymenoptera, Braconidae. The coding region runs from base 14 to 1705 and encodes 563 amino acids. The record is from RefSeq and is a predicted model, not a curated record.
UGACAAUUCAUCAAUGGUCGACCCAAAGUUACAGUACAAAAAUAAAAUUGAUUCAUUUGUUGUGACUAUCGAUGGUUCUGUUGACAAACUCACUGAAAUUUUGCACACAUUCAAAAAAUCUCCAUGGUGGAAUAUUAUGACGCCUUAUUUUGUGAUCAGUAGAUCAAAAAAUGGUUGCAGUGAUGCACAAACUACUCUACAAACAGUUUGGAAAAUGAAUAUUCUCAAUUGUUACUUUGUUUGUCUCGACUUAGAACAGAAACCGUUCAUUUACACUUUCAACCCGUACUCAAAGUAUGCAUCCGAUCAAUGGAAAUUCGUCGAAGAGCUCAAAAAUGGAUCUCAUUACAUGGCAAUUUUCAACCGACCCUACAAAAAAGAAAAUAUCUGCGAGGGUUUCAAUUUCGAUCGGACCAAACAUCUCGACAAAACGACAAUAAAUAUCGUUUGCUGCGUUCACGAUUCCAAAAGCCACUUGAUAAACGCAGUUGAAAACAAAAGCCAAUUAUUUAAUUUUUCAAAUUACGAUUAUUACCUGAUCCAUUCAUUAAAAGUUGCGCUUAACGUUUCGCUCAAAUUUGAUUAUGAACUCGCGGUCUACGACGCUGAUCUAGAGCCACGCGGUAUUUUCAAAAAACUGCUAGAUGGGUCAUCAGACUUUGCAAUGUGUCCACGGACACACUUUACUAUUCACAACUUAUCCGCGAGUUAUCCGAUCCUUUAUUCUGGAUUCUCUAUUCUCUCGCAAAAUCGCGGGUUUCGUUCGCCUCUUGAAAAAAUGUACGAUUACUACGGAGUUUUGAUGAUAUCAGCAACACUUAUAUUUUCACUUAUGACGUAUAUCGUAAUUUGGUACGUGAAUAAACGGCGCGGUCACGCAUCCGCGGUUUUUGAAAUUCUUCGCUUGUGGACAAAUAAUUCAGUUUACACUAGAAUUGAUUCCUUCGUAAUGCGGUUGUUCUUUUCCAUGAUCUUUCUUUACUUUCUAAUCCUCCAAGCGACUUUUCAAGGACACUUGGCUGAAUUUCUAACGAAACCCGAAUUACGACACAAUGCUGAGUCUUUAAGUGACUUGCACGAUUCAUUUUACACAAGAAUUUACACAACGGAUUCAGGAAAAUCGGUGAUCAAGGGCGACGAUUUCGUAGAAUCAAAAACUGAAAUUACGGAUGUUUAUACCUGCGUUAACGCAGUGAUUAAUGAUAAAUCGAGUGUUUGUAUCGAGGAUUAUUCUUUACUUCUGAUAGUAUUAGAUAUAGUUGAGUCUUCACGGAAUAUUGAUAAGACCAAAAAAAUUUAUCACUUGUCAAAAAAAUUUUUGAGAAAUAGCUUGUCUGUACUGGCAGUUCGUCAUGAUUGGCCGCUUAAAAAUCGAUUUGACACCUUUUUGAUGUCACUCGAACACACUGGGCUCGCAAAAAGACGAACUAAUAUAAUUUUUACUCGUUUUGAAGAAAUGUUUUUAAUUGUUGCACCGUAUUUCACUUGGCUGCCCAUUGAUUUAGACGCGUUGAUGUUCAUUUUUCAUUUGCUAAUAAUGGGAAUAAUUUCUGGUAUCUUCAUAUUUAUUUUAGAAAGAUUUAAAGUAGAGACAAUAAUACAAGUCAAUGAAAAUCAAAGAGAAGACAGAAUAAUUAGAAAAAUAAGUAAGAAACGGAAUAAAAAAACCAAAAAUAGAAAACGAAAAUUUAAUAAUCGCGUUUAAUUUUAGUGGCGAUUUGAAUUUAUUUAUAAGUCGACUGUUUAAAUUAUUUAUUUAUUUAUUAUUCGAUCAUGGAGCUAUGCUCCUUGUGAUCAAGACCAAAAAAUUACAUCGAUGUUACAAUUAGGUUAAGUACAAAAUACAGAACAUGAUAAUUAUACCCUCAUUUCAAAAUUAAGAUAUUUGAAUUACGAGUUUAAUAUAAAUUUGUGAAUUUUAUAGUUCAUUUAACUGACACGCGAUUAUUUGCCACAGAUUUAAAUUUAUUUUAGCACACGGAAAAAAAUGAACUAUAUAAAUUGAGAAUGACAAGUAAUAUUAUGACAAAGUGAACAGUAAAUACCAUCAUUCUAAAUAGUAAUUCUGUCAUUUAUGAUUAAAACGUGAAAAAUUACGGGAUAAGUAUGAAAAUUUAUUGUUUAUGUAAGAAAAAUUACUAUUUGAACUUUAAAAAUCGUAAUUACAGUUAACUGAUACUUAGAAAAUAGACGACACGUAUUAUAAAAUUUACUAUUUGAAUGUUAAAAUUCCCCAUAUUGAUAACCGGGCUCCAGGUUAUAAUUUCAAAUAGUAAUUUUUAAAGUUUAUUUUUUUCCGUGCACACAUUGUCACACACGGUAAGAAAUAUUUUGUCAGUAAGGGCUCGAACGCCAUACUGUAUGGUAUCGGCGAUUUUUUAGGUUGUAAAAUUGUAUGCAUAGAUGAUUCGACCAUUGCGGGAAUAGUAACAUUCGCUAUAGUUGUCGCGGAUGCCGCAAUGUCAGUUUGGCCGUCAGGCCCAUACUGCGUUGCCAUAUCCACAAUGCUUCUGGCAGAUAAGCCUAGUCUAACUGCAUCUAUAUAGUUUUGGCGGUAAUACGAUAGUAUACAUUGAUUGACACGCCAGAAAUUAUGGCGGGAAAAACUAGUAGCAUUGUGCCCCGGCAUUGUAGUAUGGGUCUCAGGACCAUGCGGUUUCGCAGUGCCUGCUAUGCAUACGUGUGAGCAAUACAAUAGCUCCAGUACUAUACAGUAUAGUAAAUAACGCUGUUUUUCUGGGACUCGUUACAAUACUGUCUUGGAAUAUUUCAGAUACUAUUUUAGUAUCUGUCUUGAGACCAUACCAGCAUGGUGUUGAACGCCAUGCAUUUCUUACCACCAUGAUUAAACAACUGAAUUCAAUCAAAUUAAACAGAAUUAAAUUUUUAAUUCAGACAAAUUCUGUUAAUUCGGUGCAUAACUUAAAAAUGAAUUCUGUCUUAUUCGGCAGGAAAACCAGAAUUUGUCAAAAUUAAAAUGAAUUUAAAUAAUUCUAUUCGGUUUAAUUCUGAUUAAUUAGAAAAUAAUUCUCCAAUAUCUGGUUCUG